AUGGCACAGAUUAGCAAAAUGACACAGGGGAUACAAACCCUUUAUCCCAAUUCCAAGAUUCAUAAACCCCAAGUUCCCACAUUUCUCCCUUCACUUUCUUUUGGAUCUAAAAACCUGAAAAAAUCAGCAAAAUGUUUGUGGGUUUUGAAUAAAGAUUCAGUUUUGACAACAAGGUCUUGUUCUUCUUCUUUUAGGAUUUCAGCAUCAGUGGCUACAACCCAGAAACCUUCUGAGAUUGUGCUGCAACCCAUCAAAGAAAUAUCAGGCACUGUCAAAUUGCCUGGCUCUAAAUCCCUAUCCAAUCGUAUCCUCCUUCUUGCUGCUCUAUCAGAAGGAACAACUGUGGUUGACAAUUUGCUAAGUAGUGAUGAUAUUCAUUACAUGCUUGGUGCCUUGAAAACACUUGGACUGCAAGUAGUAGAUGACAGUGGAAACCAACGAGCUGUUGUUGAAGGUUGUGGUGGUUUGUUCCCUGCCGGUAAAGAGUCCAAGGAAGAGAUUCAACUUUUCCUUGGAAAUGCAGGAACUGCAAUGCGGCCACUAACAGCAGCAGUUGCUGUAGCUGGCGGAAAUUCAAGGUAUGUACUUGAUGGAGUUCCUCGAAUGAGAGAGAGACCAAUUAGUGAUUUGGUUGAUGGUCUUAAGCAGCUUGGUGCAGAGGUUGAUUGUUUCCUUGGUACGAAAUGUCCUCCUGUUCGAAUUGUCAGCAAGGGAGGUCUCCCAGGAGGGAAGGUGAAGCUGUCUGGAUCCGUUAGCAGCCAAUACUUGACUGCUCUGCUUAUGGCUGCUCCACUGGCUUUAGGAGAUGUGGAGAUUGAAAUCAUUGACAAACUAAUAUCUGUACCUUAUGUCGAAAUGACUUUGAAGUUGAUGGAGCGAUUUGGUAUAUCUGUGGAGCACAAUAGUAGCUGGGACAGGUUCUUUGUCCGAGGAGGUCAGAAAUACAAGUCUCCUGGAAAAGCUUAUGUGGAAGGUGAUGCUUCAAGUGCUAGUUACUUCUUGGCUGGUGCAGCUGUCACAGGUGGAACCAUCACUGUUGAAGGUUGUGGGACAAACAGUUUACAGGGGGAUGUCAAAUUUGCUGAGGUUCUUGAGAAAAUGGGAGCAGAAGUUACAUGGACAGAGAAUAGCGUCACAGUCAAAGGACCUCCAAGGAAUUCUUCUGGAAGGAAGCACUUGCGUGCCAUUGAUGUGAACAUGAAUAAAAUGCCUGAUGUCGCCAUGACACUUGCUGUAGUUGCACUUUUUGCUGAUGGUCCCACUGCUAUAAGAGACGUUGCUAGUUGGAGAGUCAAGGAAACUGAGCGCAUGAUCGCCAUAUGCACAGAACUUAGGAAGUUGGGAGCAACUGUUGAAGAAGGACCUGACUACUGCAUAAUCACCCCACCGGAGAAAUUAAAUGUGACCGAAAUUGAUACAUAUGACGAUCACAGGAUGGCCAUGGCCUUUUCUCUUGCUGCUUGUGCAGAUGUUCCAGUCACCAUCAAUGACCCUGGCUGCACGCGGAAAACCUUCCCAAACUACUUUGAUGUCCUUCAGCAGUACUCCAAGCAUUGAAGCCACUUCAAUAUGCAGUAGAGUGUAAGUAAAAACAUGUGAAAGAAUUUAGUUCUUGUACAACAAGACAGGCUAUUGCUGGUAUCUGAACAACACAAUGACUUUGACUUGUUUAAUUAUUUGCCAUGUGAUGAUGUUCAGUGUAUUUGUUAAAGUUGAGCUGUUUUUUGUUGUUUUUAAA
Messenger RNA from Solanum pennellii, 1738 nucleotides. Its product is annotated as 3-phosphoshikimate 1-carboxyvinyltransferase 2. NCBI's taxonomy places the organism in Eukaryota, Viridiplantae, Streptophyta, Magnoliopsida, Solanales, Solanaceae. Gene Ontology annotation, molecular function: 3-phosphoshikimate 1-carboxyvinyltransferase activity. The transcript has 8 exons. Gene Ontology annotation, biological process: chorismate biosynthetic process; aromatic amino acid biosynthetic process. The record is from RefSeq and is a predicted model, not a curated record. The coding region runs from base 1 to 1557 and encodes 518 amino acids.